CCCUCCGCGCCACGCGGUCGGCCAGCCGGGGAGCCGCCUGCAGGGGCGCCGCGCAGGCCCGGGCGAGCCUCUGGCGCUUCUCGGGGGGUUUCAUUUCCGUCUGUCCACAUUCGAGAUGAGAGACGGAUGAAUACAGUGUGGAGGAGUCCUUGCAGGGGAAAGAGUCCUGUUCAGGCUCUUGGUCCAGAGAGUCUCUUCGAGACCAAGAGGGACACACGAGGGAGCCUUGGACAGAGCUCGGUUGUUGUUGUUGUCUUUUAAAUCGUGGGUUGCCCCUUCAUAAGACUGUUCAAAAAUGACCUCUUUAGCCAACAAAGACUCUUAUUUACAGCACUUGGCUAAGAAAAUUUGCACCCGGGAAGUUCAGGAGCCACGAAAAAGGAAAUCGGGAACUGGGUCAGGGGAGGAUGAUGCUCAGCCAAAGAAGAAGAAAAGAAAGAAGCUAAAGAAGCAUGCCCAGGGCAUGGGGGGCUCCCCUCCAGGCAAGCCAGUGGUGGCAGACAUCUGCAAAGCAGGGGCUAAGCCAACAGUGGCAAAAGCGAAGAGCUGGAGUCCUGCUGUCCAAGUGGCAUCUGACGCCAGCAAAUUGGCCGCUGUUGCGGAGAAAGGCCAGAAUGGCAUUACAGGUGGCAAGAGCGGGCCUUAUUCCUUUUCUGCCAUGACACUCUUGCGUCAGAGGCUGCAUGAGAAAAUGCAAGACGUCUCCAGUCAGGGAAGGUCCAAAGAGCUGUCAGCGGCUGUGCUGAAGAAGCAGCAGCGAAGGAAAUAUGAGAGGGAGAGAAAGAAGCGCCGGAGAAAAGAAUUAAAGAUGAAGGAAAAAACUGAAAAGAAGGAAGCCGGAGAAGCAUCACCGGCAGCCAUUUUGGAGAUCCACGCCCCUAAGAGUGAUGACAAGUCUGGGAUAGUCUUCAAUAAGGUUGAAGUGCCUGAAGAGCAGCUGAGCAAAGUGGAGAAAAGGAAGCAGAAGAGGAAGGCUUUGAAAGGGAAUCUCACACCGCUGACAGGAAAAAAUUACAAGCAGCUGUUGAGCCGGCUGGAGACUCGGAAGAACAAGUUGGAAGACUUGAAGAACAAGGACGAGAAGAAGGCCCAGGAGCUAGAGACAAAGAUGAAGUGGACCAACGUCCUCUACAAGGCCGAAGGUGUCAAAAUCCAUGACAACGAGGACCGACUGAAGAAGGCCCUUAAGCGGAAAGAACAACGCAAGGCCCAGCGCCAGAAGCAGUGGGAGAAACGGACUGAGCAAGUGGUGGAGAAGAUGCAGCAGCGGCAGGACAAGCGCCGCAAGAACCUCAAGAAGAAGAAGCUGGCCAAGGUGGAGCGGAAGAAAAGCAAGGCCCGCAAGAAGGGCCGUGUUUUGCCUGAGGAUCUGGAGAAAGCUGGCUUCUAGCAAACUAAACUCCAGUGGAUGAUUUCACCUGGUCCAAAGUGGAUUAUUGUGGGAACUGCCAAUAAAACACUUAUCUGAAA
Messenger RNA from Eublepharis macularius, 1470 nucleotides. RefSeq names its product surfeit 6 (gene SURF6). The transcript has 5 exons. Gene Ontology annotation, biological process: ribosomal large subunit biogenesis; ribosomal small subunit biogenesis. The record is from RefSeq and is a predicted model, not a curated record. Gene Ontology annotation, cellular component: nucleolus. Gene Ontology annotation, molecular function: RNA binding; DNA binding. Bases 296 to 1390 code for a protein of 364 amino acids. Lineage: Eukaryota; Metazoa; Chordata; Lepidosauria; Squamata; Eublepharidae.